Messenger RNA from Rhodofomes roseus, 1824 nucleotides. RefSeq lists its product as uncharacterized. NCBI's taxonomy places the organism in Eukaryota, Fungi, Basidiomycota, Agaricomycetes, Polyporales, Fomitopsidaceae. The transcript is spliced from 5 exons. The record is from RefSeq and is a predicted model, not a curated record. Bases 1 to 1824 code for a protein of 607 amino acids.
AUGUCGAUCCGCAUGAAGUCCCAGCCAUCGCUCCGAACGCCCCGCGCACCUAUCCCAUUCCCGACGCAGAAGCCGAGACACCUUGUCAAGAAAGUUCGGCAACAAGCAAGCGUCCCGGAGAGCCUCACGCCGGAACGCGUUCGAGCAAGCGUGUCAAGUUUUCCUGACUCGUUCGAUCACAGUGCUGGCACUGGCUCGUUCAACUCCGUUUUCGUUGAUGCCACGCUUCAAAGCGUCAAAGGUUACGCAGCAGCUGAUUCGGCGGACGCUGUAUUGGGCCAGGGUCCUGUCACAGAAUCAAGUCCGUCCUUCGCGCUCACAGAAGACGAGAAGAACACAUGGGAGAAAUACUCACAUCUCGUGUUGAAUCACGAGAAAGAUGUUGUCAAGGAAUGGAGGGACGAAAUAGACACUUUACUGGUGUUUGCAGGUCUUUUCUCCGCGGUGCUGACUGCAUUCAAUGUCCAAUAUUACACUCAGUUACAGCCAAGCCCGACCACUCACAUAACCGUCACAUCGGGGACUAUGAACGUAUCUUUUCUAGCCGACGCUGGCACAAGCUCCGCACAAGCGCCUGCGACUACGGUGGCCAUCAAUAUUUUAUGGUUCCUCUCCCUAGUGUUCAGUCUCGCCGCUGCAUCUAUUGGCAUCAGCGCGAAACAAUGGCUCUCCCACUACGUUGUCCCGGAAACUGUAAUCGCCAUCCAACGACUUCGUAUCUGGCACCUGCGCUAUCAACGUUUCCGUGAAUGGCAUGUGCCUCAAAUCAUCGAGGCACUGCCGUUUCUUCUCCAGCUAUCACUCGCGCUAUUCCUUGUGGGUGUUGCCGUAUUAUUGUGGAGUCUGCACCUUCUCGUCGGAAUUAUAGUGACCAUCCCGACCGGCGUCUUACUGUUGUUCACAUUGGGGACAUGGAUCACACCGGCUUGGGUCCCCGGAUGUCCGUACAAAUCACCACAAGCAAGAUGGGUCUACCGUCUUUUCCGCCGUCUAUCGUGGAAUGACGGCAUCAUCCAUCGUGAAGACACAGAAGGCCGCUUGAGCUACCUUUCGAGGAUCACACAAGCCGCACCGCCGGUGAGAGACUGGCUAGCUCGCGAGGAGGAUUGGAUCCAUAGCGUAUCGGUACCGUUCGCGGUGGCAAGCACCGACGUCGCAGUCGCCGUGGACCGUGUGCUUCAAAAGGACGACUUCCUCCAGGAGGCGAUCCUGCCCGCCGUUGCGCGGGUGGACGCAGUCACCGCAUGCAACGUCGUAAAUGACGUUGUGUGCUCUAGAGCACACAUCGCGUCUCUCGCCCAGCUGUACGAUACAUCGGCCAAUGGUGCGGUAGCGUGGUUCUACGACGCGGUCAAUAUCAAGACCAUCAUGGUCCUGGGCGACCUCGCCAUGAACACCUUGCCUGCUGUGAGCAAGCACAGCUAUGAUCCGCCCGCGUUGGCGUUGGCGUACCGGCCGAACGGUCAAACACGGGUCCAAGGACUGCUUGCUUUGCUGAACCACGUUCUUCGAGCCAUUCCCGUUGGAGAACGUCAGACGCACUGUCAUCGACUCGCCGAGUGGUUUGUCCGAAAUGAGAUACACCUCUUGGACCGACGCACCUUUCCGCAAACUCAUGAAAUCGCGUUAUGGUUGAUUUCCGUGCACUGGAUGGACUUUACGCACGCAUGUCCCCAUGAGCUCAGAGCGAAGUUCCUCGACCUCGUCGUGGAAAUGUUAGAUUCGUGGAUGCAAGGCUAUCGUCGCGUCGAUAAAUCCGCGCGCUUGGAAGCCCGCGAUCUUGCUAGAGAGCAAAAAAUCUGGGAUCUAUAUGGACUCAUGUGA